This is a messenger RNA of Diospyros lotus (date-plum), 4156 nucleotides long. RefSeq names its product leucine-rich repeat receptor-like serine/threonine-protein kinase BAM1. Gene Ontology annotation, molecular function: ATP binding; protein kinase activity; protein binding. The record is from RefSeq and is a predicted model, not a curated record. Lineage: Eukaryota; Viridiplantae; Streptophyta; Magnoliopsida; Ericales; Ebenaceae. The coding region runs from base 336 to 3368 and encodes 1010 amino acids. Gene Ontology annotation, biological process: protein phosphorylation. The transcript is spliced from 2 exons.
UGGCGUGAUCCAAAUCCAUUUCAUGAGAGCGAGCUCCCAAACGCGUUGUAAGUGGUGCCGUGAUUCAAACUCUUCGGCAGAAAGAGUGCUUACCUUUUUUUUUUUUUUUUGAUUCGAAACGGCUCUCCCAACUUUUCCCCGUUUCGAAGGUAACAAAAUGACAGCCAAAAACCAAAAAGCAGAGGCCGAAGGAGAAGGAGAAGAAGAAGAAGAAGAAGAAGAACGAAAAUAUUAAAAACCAACCCAAGACGAGAGGCCCCUCCCUCUGCCUCUGCCUCUGCCUUCUCUGCCUUUACCAACUCUUACCUUCUCUCUCUCGCACGCAAGCAGAGAAAAUGCGAUUUCAACUCUUCCUACUCCUGCUCCUACUCUUCUACUUGCAGCUUCACCGUCUAACCGCCGUUCGUCUGCCGGAAUACAAGGCUCUGCUCUCCCUUAAAGCAGCCAUCUCCGACCAUUCUCAAUCGCUUUCCUCAUGGGACACCUCCACCAGCCAUUGCACCUGGUCCGGGGUCACGUGCGAUUCUCACCGCCACGUCAUAGCUCUAGACAUCUCCGGCCGCAACUUCUCCGGUACUCUCUCCCCCGAUGUCGCCCACCUUCGCUUCCUCCUCAACCUCACUGUCGCUGUCAACCAGAUCUCAGGUCCUGUUCCACCGGAGAUCUCGUUCAUAUCCAGCCUCCGCUACCUCAACCUCUCCAACAAUGUGUUCAAUGAAACAUUCCCUACGCAACUGGCUGCCCUUAAAAACCUCCAAGUGCUGGACCUUUACAACAACAACAUGACCGGAGACCUACCUGUUGUCGUCUCCGAAAUGGCAAGCCUCCGCCACCUUCACCUCGGUGGCAAUUACUUCUCCGGUACCAUUCCCCGGGAGUACGGCCUCUUUCCGUCCCUGGAGUACCUGGCUGUUUCGGGCAACGAGCUCGUCGGCGUUAUUCCUCCUGAAAUCGGGAACUUAUCGACGCUUCAACAACUCUACAUCGGUUACUACAACGCCUUUUCAGGUGGAAUACCUCCAGAGAUUGGAAACUUAUCCCGACUCGUUCGGUUCGACGGCGCGAACUGUGGCCUCACAGGCGAGAUUCCGCCAGAGAUUGGCAAGCUUCAGAACUUGGACACUCUGUUCCUACAAGUGAACGCCCUCUCCGGACCGCUUACCACGGAGCUUGGUUACUUGAAGAGCUUGAAAUCUAUGGAUCUAUCCAACAACGUGUUGUCCGGCGAAAUACCUGCCUCAUUUGCGGAGCUCAAGAACUUAACACUCCUAAAUCUUUUCCGAAACAAGCUCCACGGCUCCAUACCGGACUUUGUCGGCGAUUUGCCUGAGCUUGAGGUAUUGCAACUCUGGGAAAACAACUUCACCGGCAGUAUACCUCAAGGCUUGGGGACGAAUGGAAAGCUUCAACUCGUCGAUCUCUCUUCAAAUAAACUAACUGGAACUCUUCCUCCAAAUUUGUGCUCCGGCAAUUCUCUGCAAACAUUAAUCACUCUGGGCAACUUCUUGUUCGGUCCCAUUCCCGAGUCGCUAGGCAAAUGCCAGUCGCUGAGCCGUAUUCGCAUGGGAGAAAACUAUCAUAACGGCUCGAUUCCGAACGGCCUCUUGAGCCUGCCUAACCUCAAGCAGGUCGAACUUCAAGACAAUCUUCUAUCUGGGGGAUUUCCUGAAACUCAUUCCAUAUCUGUGAGUCUCGGGCAGAUUAGUCUGUCCAAUAAUCAUCUAAUUGGUUCGUUACCGGCGAGUAUUGGCAACUUUUCCUCCGUCCAGAAGCUUCUACUCGAUGGAAAUCAGUUUUCGGGGCGCAUUCCUCCUGAAAUAGGCAGAUUGCAGCAGCUGUCAAAGAUAGACUUUAGCCACAACAGUUUUUCCGGCCAAAUCACCCCCGAAGUUAGCAAGUGCAGGCUAUUGACUUUUCUUGACCUCAGCCGGAACCAGCUUUCAGGCGAAAUUCCGACUGAGAUUACAGGUAUGCGGAUACUGAAUUACUUGAACUUGUCAAAAAACCACCUAGUGGGAAGCAUUCCAGCAUCCAUAGCUUCAAUGCAAAGCCUGACUUCCGUUGAUUUUUCAUAUAAUAAUCUAUCUGGCUUAGUCCCUGGCACCGGCCAGUUCAGUUACUUCAACUAUACUUCGUUUCUUGGCAAUCCUGAACUCUGUGGUCCAUUCUUGGGACCUUGCAAAGAUGGGGUCGCUAAUAGGACUCACCAACGGCAUGUUAAGGGGUCAUUCUCAGCCUCUUUGAAGCUCUUGCUUGUUGUUGGGUUGCUAGUUUGUUCAAUUGUUUUUGCGAUUGCUGCAAUAAUCAAGGCCCGAUCACUGAAGAAGGCAAGUGAGGCACGGGCAUGGAAGCUCUCCGCAUUCCAACGCCUGGAUUUCACUUGCGAUGAUGUCUUGGAUAGCCUGAAGGAGGAUAAUAUUAUAGGUAAAGGAGGAGCUGGGAUUGUUUACAAGGGUGCGAUGCCUAAUGGUGACCAGGUUGCAGUGAAAAGGUUGCCAGCAAUGAGUCGUGGUUCUUCUCAUGACCAUGGAUUUAACGCAGAGAUACAGACCCUUGGGAGGAUUAGACACCGUCACAUUGUCAGAUUAUUGGGUUUCUGUUCAAACCAUGAAACAAAUCUUUUAGUCUACGAAUACAUGCCCAAUGGUAGCUUAGGAGAAGUGCUUCAUGGCAAGAAAGGGGGCCAUCUGCACUGGGACACAAGGUAUAAGAUUGCAGUGGAAGCUGCCAAGGGGCUUUCUUAUCUUCAUCAUGAUUGUUCCCCUAUUAUCCUCCAUCGAGACGUGAAGUCCAACAACAUUCUUCUUGAUUCUAAUUUUGAAGCACAUGUGGCUGAUUUUGGCCUGGCCAAGUUCUUGCAAGAUUCGGGCACUUCUGAAUGCAUGUCGGCCAUUGCUGGUUCAUAUGGAUAUAUUGCACCAGAAUACGCCUACACACUCAAGGUUGAUGAGAAGAGCGAUGUGUACAGCUUCGGGGUAGUUCUUUUAGAACUUGUGAGUGGCAGAAAACCAGUUGGGGAGUUUGGCGAUGGAGUAGACAUAGUACAGUGGGUGAGAAAGAUGACCGAUGGGCACAAGGAAGGGGUCUUAAAGGUCCUUGACCCAAGACUUCCCACAGUCCCCAUCCAUGAGGUGAUGCACGUAUUUUAUGUGGCAAUGCUCUGCGUUGAAGAACAGGCGGUUGAGCGUCCUACGAUGCGGGAAGUUGUCCAAAUUUUAACAGAGCUGCCAAAACCACCAAGUCAGAAACAGGGAGGAGACUUGACUGAUUCACCGCCGCCCGCAGCCAAUGCCGGAGACGGCAGGGAACACCAUCAGCUACCAGUGCCGCCGCCUCAGUCUCCGCCACCCGAUCUUCUGAGCAUUUGAAAUUCCUUAAACGGUAAGGGGAGGGGAGCCGGAGUGUUUGCUUUAGCAUUCAUGAAUGUAUUAAUUAUCUAAGGUUGUUUCUUUCUUUCUUUGUCGUUAAUUAAGUGGGUUGAAUGGGUUUUUACUCUUUUUAAUUUUGAACUUUAGGGCGUGGUCAAGUAACGAGUGUUUGUACAGUGGGGGGGGAGGGGUGGGGGGUGUUCUCCUUUAACAAGUUUCUAUGAUUGCUCUCUGGUGAUGUUAGCGUUUCUGAAGGAGGAGAUAGAAUCUAAUGGCUUGGACUAUAUUGACAAAUGUGUAAGGUUGCUUUAUACGGCAUGUAUGUAUAUUAAAUAAUACAAUAAUGGAGAGCCGGGGGUGGGGGGGUGUUUUAAAUGAGUGACAGCCCCAAGGCGGGCAAGGGUGGUGGGCCACAGGCUCAGAGUGAAGCGGCUUUCAAGUACCGAGACAUGAGGGUUCACUAAUUGAGAUGAAAAUCACCCUUUGCUUGUUCUGACUUCUUCAGGAUUCAGUUCAAACUGUGGGCUGGUCUGAACCAAGGAGAGCUGGCAUUUUCCUUUUACAGAAGCAAUGAUUAAUCAACCCCGCCCUCCAUUCACCGGCACAUUGUGUUGUGUGUAAAUCAAAUUAGUUAUUUAUUUCAAUUUCCUUGGUUGGUUGUUCCAAGUAAUUGGCAUGCACGUGACCCACGUUGCCAUAGAACUGCUCCUUCGGGAUCGGCCUGUUCGAUUUUGUGGCAUUAUUUUGGUAAUUUGAGACAAAUAUCUGAUUGAUAAAUCACAUCAAAC